UCAACUGAACCCUGACCUCGAAGGGAAAGUGAUUGAAUUUCAUGAUUUUUGUUUUGCAUUGCUUCUCUCUAGUUAUGUGGGGAAGAUCUCAUGGAACCACAGAACAUCACAUGGGUGUCAGAGUUUGUUCUCUUAGGGUUCCCACAGACACAGGAGCUCCAGAAAUUCCUGUUCCUGUUGUUCCUGUUUGUCUAUAUCACCACCGUCAUGGGAAACCUCCUCGUCAUGGUCACAGUGACUUUUGACUCUCAGCUCCACAUGCCCAUGUAUUUUCUGCUCUGAAAUCUGGCUGUCAUAGACCUCUGCUACUCCACAGUCACCUCCCCAAAGAUGCUGGUCAACUUCUUUCAUGAGACCAAGACCAUUUCCUACCAGGGCUGCAUGGCUCAGAUCUUCUUCUUCCACCUCUUGGGAGGUGGGACUGUCUUCUUCCUCUCAGUGAUGGCCUAUGACCGCUACAUAGCCAUCUCUCGGCCCCUCCACUAUGUCACCAUCAUGAACACUCAGUUUUGUGUGGGGCUAGUGGUGGCUGCCUGGGUGGGAGGCUUUCUUCACUCCAUUGUCCAACUGGGUCUGAUGCUCCCACUCCCUUUCUGUGGCCCCAACGUGCUGGAUAACUUCUUCUGUGAUGUUCCUCAAGUACUGAGACUAGCCUGCACUGACACGUCCCUCCUAGAGUUCCUUAUGAUCUCCAACAGUGGGAUGUUGGUCCUCAUCUGGUUCAUCCUCCUUCUGAUCUCUUACACUAUCAUCCUGUUGAUGCUGAGGUCCCACUCAGGGCAGGAAAGGAGGAAGGCAGCAUCCACCUGCACCACGCAUAUCAUUGUGGUGUCCAUGAUCUUUAUUCCCUGCGUUUACAUCUACUCCCGGCCCUUCACCCCCUUUCCCACGGACAAGGCUGUGUCCAUCAGCUACACGGUCAUGACCUCCAUGCUCAACCCCAUGAUCUACACCCUGAGGAACCAAGAGAUGCAGUCAGCCAUGAAGAGAUUAGGCAAAUACUUGGUGAUUGGUAACAGAGAGUGAACUUUAGAUUGAGUUUAAAUGACAAAUCUUGCUGAAAUUUGUUUUCCCAUCUGAAAAACAGACAGAAAUCCUUAUGCAGUAUGAUCCUUCAGAUUAAACUAAUAUGUAUUGCGGACCUAUUCCUGUGUCAGGCACUUUCACAUCACUAUCUCAUUACUUAUAAGGCCAUGUAUAAUAUUGAUCCAAAGCUAAGAAGAUACUGUAGAAGUUUUUUGUUCCCCUUUCCUUCUCCUUUUCUUCCCAGCAACCAUUCCAUCCCAAAAAUAAAAGCCAUAAAACUGACAGUAGAUAUACUGUUAUUUCAGUUUAAUCAUUGUAUAAAUGAGAAAACUGAGACUCAGAAGUGAUUUGCUCAAAAGUGAACAGCCAGUGAGUGGUAAAACCUUGUUCCUCAGACUCCAAGUUUAGAAGCAUGAGAUAUGGAUGAGAUUUGUCAGAGAGUAACCAUCUAUAGUCUGAUUAAUGAAAAAUUGAGAGAUUUAUUGAAAGAAAAGAGACAGCUUGAGCUGAGAAAGACUAAACUCCACGAGUGGAAUUCAAUAAUUCAAAAUGGUGACUCAAUAAUGACGUUUUAUAAAGGGAACAAUGGAUAUGAAACACAUUUCUUGAUUGGUAUUUACAAACUUAGAUCACUGAAAGACAUUACUUGAUUGGUAGUAGAUAAUUUUAAGGUGGAACUUCCUGUGGCAAGAACUCCUAAGAGAGGACUUCCUGUGGGAGCAACUUGUAAGGCAGGAAUUCCUGUGACGGAACUUAUAAGACAGGACUUCCUGUAAUCCAAGAUCUUUAAGGCAGUUGGCUUAAAAGGGUAUACAUCUCUUUCUUAAAUUGGUUACAGUGUGGCAAUUACACAGGUAUGUGACAAAGAGGGUUCACAGUGUUAUUACAUCAUCAUUACCAGGCAUUCCUCUCUUAGAAACAGUACGGAAGAUGGC
Molecule: messenger RNA, 1961 nt
Organism: Loxodonta africana (African savanna elephant)
Lineage: Eukaryota; Metazoa; Chordata; Mammalia; Proboscidea; Elephantidae
Product: olfactory receptor 4D1
Exons: 1
Biological process (GO): G protein-coupled receptor signaling pathway
Cellular component (GO): plasma membrane
Molecular function (GO): G protein-coupled receptor activity; olfactory receptor activity
Source: RefSeq, a predicted model, not a curated record